This is a messenger RNA of Solea solea (common sole), 2718 nucleotides long. RefSeq names its product cytokine receptor-like factor 3 (gene crlf3). Lineage: Eukaryota; Metazoa; Chordata; Actinopteri; Pleuronectiformes; Soleidae. The transcript has 10 exons. Bases 220 to 1554 code for a protein of 444 amino acids. Gene Ontology annotation, molecular function: protein binding. The record is from RefSeq and is a predicted model, not a curated record.
UGGACUUGGGCAAAACUUCUUCUUCUUCUUCUCCUCGUUCUUCUUCUUCAUAAGUGGCUGCAGCGGCUUCGAGCUGACGCACAGUUUCGGUACGGAAUGCCCCCCAGAAUGCUUUAAAAAAGAAAACAGGUACUGUGACUGCCGAGAACCAGCGUGAGACACAGAGGCUCAGUUCUGAAGUGAUGCUUCGUGGUCACUUUGUGUCACUGAGGUGGGAGAAUGUCUGUGGAGGUGGACGCGCUGCUGCAGGAGGCCAAGGAAAGCAUCGAGGCGGCCCAGAACUACCGCAGUGAACUCCAGCAGCGCCUGCAUGGCCUCAACCAGGCCCGCAAACAGGUUCGGGGAAGCUCAGGUCAGGCCCGCGAGGCCCUCCGGAGGCACUUUGCAGAGCUGCAGGUGGCGGCCACUCGGUUACUGACGGAGCGACUGGACGCUCUGCUGGCCGAGGUGGACUCUAUCGAGGCCGACAGCGUCAAACCGCUGGAUGACUGUCAGAGCCUCAUUGAGCACGGGGUGGGCCAGGCCGACGAGCUGCUGAGAGAGGGAGAAGCAGCUCUGCGCUGUGGUCUCGGGGAGAAGGAGGACAAACUGGGCAGCUUCACUAAGAAGGCCAUACACAUCCAACUGGACAGUCUACCCGAGGUACCAGCGUUGGUGGAUGUACCGUGUGUUUCAGCCCAGCUGGACGACUCUCUGCUGGUCCUGCUGAGAGACCGGGCCUUCCGCCACGGCUGCGUCUCCUCCCACCCACCGGUCCAGAUCGAUGAGCUGCAGGAGAGACCAGGAAGCAUCCUGGUCCGCUGGUGUAAGGUGGACGAGGAUUUCACGGCAGCAGAUUAUUGGCUGCAGCACCGGCGUUCUGGCAGCGGGGGGAGCCAGUACGAGGACUCCUACAUCGGACGGGACUGCGAGUUCCUGGUUCUCCACGUGGAUCCUCACACAGAUUAUCUGUUCAGAGUCUGCGCCCGCGGAGAGGGUCGCACCGAGUGGAGCCCGUGGAGCGUCCCGCAGACGGGAUACACCACACUCGCGUCGCACGAAUGGUGUUUGGGCACUGAGGGCUACGUCCUGAGCAGCAGAAGAAACAUCGCUCUGCGUAACGAGUCCUCUCAAACACGCUGCCAAGUCCUCUACUCCAACGCAGCCACGUACUUCUGUGGCCAGACGCUGACCUUCAAGAUCUCAGCAGCAGGUCAGGUGGAUCGGAGGGACAGUCUGGGCGUGUGCGUGGGCAACGAGAAGGGGGCGGAGUCUCUUCAGAGAGACCAGGCCGUCUGCAUCUCCACCAAAGGCGCCGUGUUCGUGAACGGCAAAGAGAUGACCAACCAGCUGCCCGCCAUCACCAUGGGCUCGGCCGUGACCUUUGACAUGGAGGUGGUGAGCCUGUUUCCUGUCGGCAACAACGUGAGCGACGGCUGCAGCUUCAAACUGCGGGUGACCAUUGGCUCCGGGAACCGGGAGGUGGUGUUUGAUUGGCUGGUGGAGCAGGCGGUGGACGGCCUCUUCUUUGGCUGCUCCUUCGUCCACUCAGGCUGGAAGGUCCUCGUGUUCUAAGAGUCACUCCUUCAAUCAGCGGGCGUUUCGUUUUUCCCCCGGAGCGUCGUACACACAUGAGCUCCGCUCUCUACAGCUUUGUCAUAUUUCUAACGUUCCUCCUACGACGACUUCUUCUCCUCCUUCUUCUUCUUCGUCGUCUUCAGGACGAUUGCUGAGUCUGGAAAAGAAAAAAACAGAGUGAAAAUCCAGAACCAGACUGAGACUCACAGUGAAAACACAGAGAGAAUCUGAUUUAGCCGCUUAAAAUCAUAAGAUCUAUAUCAGUUUACGAUAUCUUCAGAACAUGUUCACGUCUUUAUCUCAUUGUUAGACAGACUUUUCUGAAGUUUGUAAACCGCUCACUCUCCCACACCAAACCUCAUAGAGAAAAUCAGUGAUUUUAACAUCACACACACAGGAGUAGUUGAUCCACUGCUGCCUCCAUCACUAAGUUCAAAUGUCUUAUUUUGUCACUUUGGCUUUUGAAAUCCCACAUUCAGAUUGACCUCAGUGACACAAAGUGACCACAAGAGGGCAGCAGUAGACCAGCAGCUCCUGUGUCCCUGUGAGCUAAAAUCACUGAUUUUCUCUAUGGACUUUGGUGUGGGAGAGUGAGUGGUUAAUAAACAUCAUUUUCAAGUCUGGUAUAGUUUGUCUAACAAAAGAAAAAAUAAAGACACAAACACACAUUUGUUUUGUUUUUACUGCGAUAAAAUGACAGAGAAACUUUUUAAUUAUUUGAUGUCCUCAUGUUUACAUGUGACACACGUUUACACAUCAAAAGCAGCUGAAAUCACAGAAUCACUGAUUCAUGGGUUAGAGCUGACGCGGCGUUCGUUUCCCCUCGUUUCCUGACAGUGAUGCCGGACCCUGGCGUUUUCUUUCCAGACUCUGCGACGCACGGGAACGGAUUUCUGAUUUCUUUGUGUUUCUUCAAUCUGAAUCCUGAACCUUCUUUUAAGGUUUGCCAUUGUUUACAGCUGUUCUGUGUGUGCGUGUUUCAAAUGUUUAUCUAUGCAUCGUUUUCAUUUUGCCACAAAUACAGUUGAAUUUAGCUCGUCUUUAAAGGAUUUCAACUGAUGAACCUACUGGUAUGUUUUUGUGUUUUAUUUACAUUUUCGCAAAAAAAAAACUCACUGUGAAAAUCAAUCCAACAUUUAUAAAUAAACAAUACUUAUAUAA